This is a messenger RNA of Schizosaccharomyces japonicus yFS275, 1731 nucleotides long. RefSeq names its product lectin family glycoprotein receptor. Bases 272 to 1498 code for a protein of 408 amino acids. The record is from RefSeq and is a predicted model, not a curated record. NCBI's taxonomy places the organism in Eukaryota, Fungi, Ascomycota, Schizosaccharomycetes, Schizosaccharomycetales, Schizosaccharomycetaceae. The transcript is spliced from 2 exons. Gene Ontology annotation, cellular component: membrane. Gene Ontology annotation, molecular function: carbohydrate binding.
CACAGUGGGAGAAUAGCUGACGAGUAACUGAAAAGCUCAAUUCGUCUUGGAUUUUGUGGCGGAUUUUGUAAUAUUGCAAGUCAAAAAGUAGUUGCUAAAACACUUAACUUAGAAGCGUUAUCGUUUCCUUCAGCGCGUCCUGAACCAACAUUGACUGUUUUGGAGUCUUUUUUCUUCCUCAUCUGUAACUGAUUUUGGCUUUUUUUUGGCAAGAAAGUGAGCCUGCGUUAAACUCACAUACAAAGUUUUUUUGCCCGCGUCACACAUUGUCAUGCAUUUUUGUUCUUCUAUAUUUGCCAUUCUCACCGGCAUUGCGAGUCUGGGGACAGGCUAUGCUGCGUUAAAUCCAGAUCAACUAAAUUUUGAACGCUCGGACAAGCAGCUUCCCCACGAAUGGACGAUUUCUGAGGGUGCUGAGGUUGUUGAUACCUCUAUCGCUUUGACACAAGUUUCCGGUCGCAGCUACCGAACCGGUGGACUGUGGACCUCAUCUACAAACUCUUUCAAAAGCUGGGAUUUAUCAGCAGAGAUGAUAUUUCCCAUCGUGGAGUCAUCUGAAAGCAGCGCAGGAAUGUGGUACACGAGAAACAAGGGUGUGUCGGGACCAAUCGUCGGCAGUCAAGACGGUUGGGAUGGUUUGCUCAUUACGUACACCGUCGAUUCAUCUGGUAAAGUGACAGUUCGUGGUCAUUUGAACGACGGAUCCUUGCAACUUUCUCUGUACACCGAUCCUGAUAUGCAAGCUUUUGCAAAAUGUGUCAUCGACAAGCCCGUGUCCGCUUCCCCUUCCGCCUUGUACGAUGCCCACUUGCACUACGAACACAAUGUUCUCAAACUUGACGUCAAUGGACAACAGUGCUUUGAAGCUCCGGGAAUUGCGUUGCCAACGGACUUUUGGUUUGGUCUCACUUCCGCAUCUGCGAGCCAGAACGACGUUGUGAAAAUCGAUUCGUUGCAUCUGAGUGACGCUUAUGCAGUAAAAUUGCCCCAGUCUGCUGUAGAACAACCUCAGGCUGUCGCCCCGAGCGGGGGUGCUGUGAUGAGUUCUCAGCUCAACAAGGAAUUGAACAUGCACUACGAGUUCCUCAAAGGCGAGCUUUCGCGUCUUGAGUCCCGCAUGGACAAUGUCAUGAGCCGCUUGAACGAACUUUCCGUACGGCUAAAGUCUGUUUACGAGUUUGCUUCUCGACUCGAUGAGUCGACGUUAACAAAGUCCUCCAAGGGGUAUGAUGCUUUGUACGACACGCUCGUUCAAAACCAACAGCACAUUCGCCUUCUCGAGGAGUACUUGCAGAAUGCGGUUAACAAAUACGAAAACUCUCAAAGCUCACUCAACACUCUCACGAAAGCCGAGACGCAACACUUGAAGGAGCUCGCCAUGAAGAGUCACUCCUCUUCCCGUUUCACUAACUUCUUGCUCUUCCUUAUGGGUGUCACCGGCGGCAUUAUCGCCCUGUAUCUUAUACGAAAAGACCGUCGCGGUGAGAAAUACCUUUAAACCGCUUGUCACUGCCACUUUACGAAACAAAAUUAGAAGACAUCCUGCAACACAUCCACGCCAGCUAAUGCCGUAUUUCAAAAAUCCAAGCCCUUUUACGCAAACACUGAUUAACGUGCGAGCCCACCUUACAAACCUCGUAAACAAACACGCGACUCACAUGGUAACCAAAACCACUCAUAUUUACCGACAGUCACCUUCAUUAAGUAUCCGAACUAAAUCGUUUAAAGGAA